Molecule: messenger RNA, 2261 nt
Organism: Lepus europaeus (European hare)
Lineage: Eukaryota; Metazoa; Chordata; Mammalia; Lagomorpha; Leporidae
Product: long-chain-fatty-acid--CoA ligase ACSBG2-like
Exons: 13
Coding region: 16-1878 (620 amino acids)
Cellular component (GO): membrane; endoplasmic reticulum
Molecular function (GO): long-chain fatty acid-CoA ligase activity
Source: RefSeq, a predicted model, not a curated record
GGCCACGAGACCCCCAUGACCAUCCCCGAAUUCUUUCGCAACUCAGUCAACCGAUUCGGCGCUUACCCGGCGCUGGCGUCCAAGAACAGCAGAAAGUGGGAGAUCCUGAAUUUUAACCAGUACUACGAGGCCUGCCGCCGGGCCGCCAGGGCCCUCCUCAAGCUGGGCUUGGAGCGCUUCCACGGCGUCGGCAUCCUGGGAUUCAACUCUGCGCAGUGGUCCGUGGCCGCCCUUGGCGCCAUCCUAGCAGGGGGCCUCUGUGUUGGUAUUUAUGCCACCAACUCCGCCGAGGCUUGUCAGUACGUCAUCGCCGACGCCAAGGUGAACAUCCUGCUGGUUGAAAAUGACCAACAGUUACGGAAAAUCCUUUCGAUCCCAGAAGCCAGAAUGGAAACCCUAAAAGCCAUCGUCCAGUACAAGCUGCCCAUGAGAGAGAGAAAUACCAACCUGUAUUCUUGGGAUGACUUCAUGCAACUUGGCGACAGCGUUCCCGACAUGCAGCUGGACCGGCUCAUCGAGAGCCAGCGGGCCAACCAGUGCGCCGUCAUCAUCUACACCUCAGGGACCACGGGCAGCCCCAAGGGAGUCAUGCUCAGCCACGACAACAUCACCUGGCUAGCCGGGACUUUGGCCAGGGACCUGGGCCUGACAAGCACCCUGGGCAGGCAGGAGGUAGUGGUCAGCUACCUCCCCCUCAGCCACAUCGCAGCGCAGAUGAUGGACAUCUGGCUGCCCAUCAAGAUCGGAGGCCUCACCUACUUUGCUCAGUCAGAUGCGCUCAAGGGCUCCCUGGUCAGCACGCUGCAGGAGGUGAGGCCCACGGCGUUCCUGGGGGUGCCCCGCAUCUGGGAGAAGAUGCAGGAGACGAUCGCGCAGAGCGUCAGCAAGUCCUCGGGCCUCAAGAAGAAGGUGUUUUCGUGGGCCAAGAACGUCGGCCUGAGGGUCAACACGCGCAAGAUGAUGGGAAAGCACGACAACAUGCUGAGCUACCGCAUGGCCAAGGCCCUGGUGUUCAGCAAGGUGCGGAACUCCCUGGGCCUGGACCGCUGCCGCUACUUCAUUAGCGGGGCCGCGGCGCUGGCCCCCGAGACCUCCGAGUUCUUCCUCAGCCUGGACAUCCCCAUCGGCGAGAUGUACGGCCUGAGCGAGAGCGCGGGGCCGCACACUGUGUCCUCCCAGCACAACUACCGGCUCCUCAGCUGCGGGAAGGUCCUGAGCGGCUGCAAGAACAUGGUGUCCCAGCAGAACAACAGCGGGAUCGGGGAAGUGUGCCUGUGGGGCCGCCACGUCUUCAUGGGCUACCUGGACAUGGAGAGCGCCACCGCGGAGGUCAUCGACGAGGAGGGCUGGCUGCACUCCGGGGACCUGGGCCGCGUGGACAACCAGGGCUUCCUCUACAUCACCGGCCGCAUCAAAGAAAUCCUCAUCACUGCGGACGGGGAGAACGUGUGCCCGGUGCCCAUCGAGGCCCUGGUAAAGCAGAAGAUCCCCAUCGUCAGCCACGCCGUCCUGGUGGGGGACAGGGCCAAGUUCCUGAGCAUGCUGCUGACCCUGAAGUGUGAGACCGACUGGAUGAGCGGGGAGCCCCUGGACAAGCUGAGCCCAGAGGUCAUCAACUUCUGCCGAGCCCUGGGCAGCCAGGCCAGCACCGUCACGGAGAUCGUGCGGCUGCGGGACCCGCUGGUCCACACGGCCAUCCAGCAGGGCAUGGACGCCGUGAACCAGGAAGCCAUCUCCAACGCCCAGAGGAUCCGGAAGUGGAUGAUCCUGGAGAAGGACUUCUCCAUCCAAGGCGGGGAGCUGGGUCCGACGACCAAAAUUAAGAGACAUUUCAUAACUCAGAAGUACAAGCAGCAGAUCGAGAGCCUCUACCAGUGACCGCAGCGGCCGAGCUGCUCCCGCUGGCCUAGAGCUUCCAAGAGCGAGGUCCCACUGGCUCACUCCUCCGAGCAGGCGCCCCGGCCUGCAUCUGCGGGAGGUCCGUGUCCUGGCCGUGCCGCUGGUGGGGGCGCCCUCGCCUGGCCCUGCCUCCUGAAGCCCAAGGACCCUCACAGGACCCACAGGCUGCGCAUCUUCAAGGCCCGGGCCCAGGGCAGCCCCGGGGUGGGGGCGACCGAGCACUGGCUGGUGUGCAACGAGGGUCUGGCUUGGGGGCUGGGUUUUCCCCUCCUCUCUCCCCAGGGGACUUGAGAACUGGGCCCUGGCGUUGCUCGCACGCCUGGGAGCCAUGCGGACACCCUGCCAGGCUCUGAUAAUAAAUC